UGCUGUCUGGGAGUUGGCAGGAUUAGCGUUCGUCACACAGGCAGAGCGACCAGAAGAAGACUAACGUACCGUAGAACAGACAUGUGAGGAUCAUGUUUGAGGACGUGUGAAGCCUGAUGGGGUCUGGAUCGAGUCAGACGCAAGAUUCAGUUUCAGAGCCCUCAGAGUCUCCACAGCCGAACACCGACUCCGACUCCGCCGAUGAUUCUCCUCGUCUUCCCUCCAUCCUGAUCACGGCUCCGUCUCGGGAGGACAUCCACGCCUCGCCGUCCAACAUCACCAUCGCCGACACCCUCAAGGAGCGGAGGCCCGGCUCCAGUCCGUUUGUAGUAGGAAAGAAACUGGUGACCACUCAGUAACUGGGAGCAGAGAAGAUUCAUUUACAGCAGAAACACUGAAACUGAAGAAUGAAACGAGUUCUAAUUUUCCACGAAGGACUCUAUGUGGGCUUCACAGACUCCAUCCAGAUGCAGAACAGCUGCAGCAGCAGAGUUUUUCCAAACUCCGGGAAACUUUUUUGUUGACCCGCAGUUCAAAACAUCCAAGAUGGCGACAGAUCCCUCUACACUGAGCUGCUGUCCGUCGAGUUAAACCCACAGCGGAUGUUUUGUCUGCUCUUCUGACUUAAAUAAACCAUAUUAAAUUCAAGAAUGGACACCGUCGGAGAGGACGAACCGGAUCCCAUAAAGCUGAAAUCUGUAAAGGACUACAAAACCUUCACAGUGCCUCAAAACGACCGGUUUGGGAGCUGCAGAAGCGUCAGAGAGUUUGAGAAACUGAACCGAAUCGGAGAAGGAACGUACGGCAUCGUCUACCGAGCCCGAGACACCAAGUCUGAUGAGAUCGUAGCGCUGAAGAAAGUCCGGAUGGACAAAGAGAAAGACGGGAUUCCCAUCAGCAGCCUCAGAGAAAUCACUCUGCUGCUGAGGCUCCGACAUCCAAACAUCGUGGAGCUGAAGGAGGUCGUAGUCGGCAGCCAGCUGGAGAGUCUGUUUCUGGUGAUGAGUUACUGUGAGCAGGAUUUGGCCAGUUUACUGGAAAACAUGCAGACGCCGUUUUCUGAGGCUCAGGUGAAGUGUAUUGUCCUGCAGCUGCUCAGAGGUUUGGAGUAUCUUCACCACAACUUCAUCAUACACAGGGACCUGAAGGUGUCUAAUCUGCUGAUGACAGACAAAGGCUGUGUGAAGAUCGCUGAUUUUGGCUUGGCUCGGAUGUACGGGAUUCCCCAGCAGCCCAUGACGCCUCGAGUGGUGACGCUGUGGUACAGAGCUCCAGAGCUCCUCCUGGGGACCAAAACCCAGACUACAGCCCUGGACAUGUGGGCUGUCGGCUGCAUCCUGGCUGAACUUCUGGCCCACAAGCCUUUGCUGCCGGGAACCUCAGAGAUCCAGCAGGUGGACCUGAUCGUCCAGCUGCUGGGGACGCCCAACGAAAACAUCUGGCCGGGUUUCUCUCAGCUGCCGCUCAUCGGUCAGUACAGUCUGAGGAAGCAGCCGUACAACAACCUGAAGAAUAAAUUCACCUGGUUGUCUGAUGCAGGACACCGACUGCUGAACCUGCUCUUCAUGUACAACCCACAGCGAAGAGCAACCGCCAAAGACUGUCUGGAGAGUUCCUACUUCAAGGAGAAACCUCUGCCCUGCGAACCGGAGCUGAUGCCGACGUUUCCUCACCAUCGCAACAAGAGAUCUGCUGCUCUGGCGGAGACUCACUCAAAAAGGAGCAAAGUGUGAAGAAGAACUGAUGGACUUUCUGCUGGUGGGAAACGGUCAGACUAACGAGGAGGUUUUACUGAACAGACGGUAAAAACUGAACGUCAAACUGAUGAACGUUUUGUUGGAUCGUCACCCAGAACUCUUAACUGUCGGCUCUAAUGUAAAUAUUUGAGGUUUUCUAAAGAUUCUGACAGACGUUUGGACCGUUGAAGAACACUGCAAAGAAACAGAAACAGUUCAGGCCUUAACUUGUAUUUUAUAUCUGAGUUAACGUCUUAUUUCAGCCACAAAAGAUGGAGGUUUCAUGAUUAUAGACUCAGAAAAACGAAAAAAAUACUGGUAAGAUAUGACUUCAUGAUUGCAAAAAAUAUCUCAUAGUUACAAAAAGAUGUAAUUGAUGGAAAAAAUGGCUCCUAAUUCCUUAAAAAGUUCUCAUAUUUUGGAUAAAAGAUCUAAUAAUUCCUAAUAAACAUCUCAUGAUACAGAGCAAAUUAUCUGAUGAUGAUGAGAAACUUUUUUAUGGUUACAUCAAAAGAUCUAAGUACAAACUUCUGUCUUGUAAUUAUCAACUCUGAUCUAAUAUUUACAGAAAAACUUCUAAGAAUUGUGAUAAAAGAUCUCAUGAUAAUGAGAAAUUCUCAUGAUUAUCAGAAUAAUCUCAUAAAUACGUGAAAAUGUCUCAUAUCUCAGUUAUAACAAAGAUCUCAUUCUGUAAAAAGUUCUCAUAUUUAUUAAAAAACGAUCUCAUAAGUGCAAACUUCUCUCAUAAUUAUAAACUUUGAUCUCAUAAUUACGAUCUCACAAUAACAAGAAAUGAUCUCAUGAUGAUGAGAAUCUCACAAUUACAAGAAAAAAAAUUUAGUUACUAUAAGAUGGAAUUUACAGAAACAAAUCUCAUAUUUAUGGAAAAAAUGUCUUAUGUGAAAAUAUUUCAUGAAUACAUGAAAAGUUCUCGUAUUUCGGAAGAAAUUUACAGAAAAUUCCCAAAGAAAAUGUGAAUUUAUGCCAAUUUUCUUUCACUACAGUUAAUGAUCAGAGACAGCAGGUGGCGCUAAAUCUCCAGUUGGUCGUAUUAGACGUAGAAGAAGAAAUUUAAGCUAAAUAAGAUAAUUGCUGAUUUUUUUUUUCAUCUCAUCAUUUUUUUGUUGCAUUUUGCUCUUUAGAUUUACAAGUUAAGGCCUGUAUUGCUUCUUUUUCUGGAGUGUUUCUUCAGGUUACAGUUCUGCUCGCUUUAGAUGUUCUGUGUCCAGGAAUCGGAUCCAUUUUAACCAUUUUAGAUAAAUGAACGUAGAAAAAUCUGCCUUGAAAGCGUUUUGGUGCAAAGAAGAUCUCAGGUUUGAUCCUCACAGUUCUGUCAAAGUGUCCUUGAGGCAAAAUACUGAACCGCUGAGCUGCUUCGUAGAUGUUAAAGGGACAGUUUGACAUUUUGGGAACAUUUUCUUUAAGAUAAAAGGGUAAAAUAAGUGUAAAACAAACUCAAAUAUAGCUUUUUGUACGGGUAUUUUUACCCCAAAGCUUUAUGUUAAGCUAAAAUGCUAGCUGGAGCUUCAUGUUUACUGCACAGAUUUACUGUUUGUCGAUUUUCUUCUAAAACUCCAAAAUCUAACAAGAAUAUUUCCCAAACUGUUGAACUUUUCCUUUAAGAGCUUCUAACUAUUGAAAGUUUCUUGAAACGUUAGCCUCCGAACAUGUUCAAAUCAUGGAAUAAAACCGGUCAAAGCAGCA
Messenger RNA from Amphiprion ocellaris (clown anemonefish), 3440 nucleotides. RefSeq names its product cyclin-dependent kinase 10 (gene cdk10). Gene Ontology annotation, molecular function: ATP binding; cyclin-dependent protein serine/threonine kinase activity. Gene Ontology annotation, cellular component: nucleus. The transcript has 15 exons. Gene Ontology annotation, biological process: regulation of mitotic cell cycle; protein phosphorylation. The coding region runs from base 651 to 1733 and encodes 360 amino acids. The record is from RefSeq and is a predicted model, not a curated record. NCBI's taxonomy places the organism in Eukaryota, Metazoa, Chordata, Actinopteri, Pomacentridae.